AUGAUAUUCGUCGCAUCUCGUCGUAGUCUUAGUACAAGCCCGAUGCCUCCACCAUUGCCACGUCAUCAGCCCCCAUCAGUUGUAGUACCAAAGUUCUCAUCAACUACUCGUCGUGUGCCAGCAUGGUGCAACAUGACAAGCGAUGAGCGACAGGAGCACAAAAAGCAACUUGAGGAAUUGCGGCUCCGUGAGCACAUGAAAGACGAAGAGCGGCGACAAAGACGACAGGAUCCCGGGAAGCAGCUGUUGCUCACCUCCUCCUGCGGUCCUUUCUCUUCGCAUGCACCCGCACCGCGAGUCAUCGUUUUUGAAUGCGAAGGAGAAGAGAAAAAGAGCAUUCAGCAACUGAUCGGUGGUGGCUCUCAUCAUCACAAUAAUUUGCUUGUCCUAAAUCAAAUGCCCACUCGACUUGACAUUGUUGGAAAUUUGAAGUUCUCCAGCUCCACUGACGAUGGAGCAAUGGAGGAGGAGAGCGGUGACGUUACCGCGUGUUUCGUUCUUCCCUCACCAUCUAGUUUCUCGAAAUUAACCAUUUUGGACACAGAACAAGAUGAGGAGGAGUAUUUGUCCAGUAAAGAGCUACAACCGGCUACCAAAAUCGUCUAG
Molecule: messenger RNA, 606 nt
Organism: Caenorhabditis briggsae
Lineage: Eukaryota; Metazoa; Nematoda; Chromadorea; Rhabditida; Rhabditidae
Exons: 2
Coding region: 1-606 (201 amino acids)
Source: RefSeq, a predicted model, not a curated record